Cucumis melo (muskmelon) is the source of this 597-nucleotide messenger RNA. RefSeq names its product heavy metal-associated isoprenylated plant protein 45. NCBI's taxonomy places the organism in Eukaryota, Viridiplantae, Streptophyta, Magnoliopsida, Cucurbitales, Cucurbitaceae. Gene Ontology annotation, molecular function: metal ion binding. The record is from RefSeq and is a predicted model, not a curated record. Bases 119 to 565 code for a protein of 148 amino acids. The transcript has 3 exons.
ACAAGAAAAGAUAACACACCCAUAUAACUUAUACUAUAUAUAUUCAUACAAAAUAACUUUUAUACCUUCAACUUAAACCUUUUCAUUCAAAGCACAGCCAUUUCGUUCGACCACCAUCAUGUUUGGGCGACGAUUUCAUCGAAAAAAAUCCUCCAAUGCCAUGUCCAUUGUAGAGCUUCUAGUGCACAUGGAUUGCGAUGGAUGUGAAGGUCGAAUUCGAAGAGCGGUCUCCAAAAUAGAAGGAGUACAUAGCUUGGAAAUAGACAUGAACAAACAAAAGGUUACUGUAACUGGAUAUGUAGAGGAAAGAAAAGUGUUGAAGGUGGUGAGAGGGACGGGGCGAAAAGCGGAGCUAUGGCCGUUCCCUUACGACAAUGAAUACUACCCAUAUGCAUCGCAAUACUAUGACGAAUCAACGUAUGCUUCGACAUAUAAUUAUUAUAGGCAUGGUUUCAAUGAAGGCGUUCAUGGAUACUUUCCAGAUCCUUUAUAUUCAACUGUUAGUGAUAACACUGUUCAUCUUUUUAGCGAAGAUAAUGUUCAUGCUUAUUGUAGUAUUAUGUGAUCCAUUAUUCUAUAUAAAUUUAUGAAUUUAUA